This is a messenger RNA of Acipenser ruthenus (sterlet), 4306 nucleotides long. Its product is annotated as liprin-beta-2-like. NCBI's taxonomy places the organism in Eukaryota, Metazoa, Chordata, Actinopteri, Acipenseriformes, Acipenseridae. The record is from RefSeq and is a predicted model, not a curated record. The coding region runs from base 10 to 3120 and encodes 1036 amino acids. Gene Ontology annotation, biological process: neuromuscular junction development. Gene Ontology annotation, cellular component: presynaptic active zone. Gene Ontology annotation, molecular function: protein binding. The transcript is spliced from 27 exons.
AUGCAGUAGAUGGUCACCAUGUCUUCAGAUGCUAGUCAUAUGCUUGAGGCAGCCUUGGAGCAAAUGGAUGACAUCAUUGCAGGCUCCAAAGCUGCCGCAGAGUACACCAAUGGCCUCUUUGACAUUGGUACACCAAUGUAUUUGGGGUCCCUGCAGGUUUUACAACUUACAGAAGAGCUGAGAAUUGCAUUGGAAUUACUGACGAACGAAGAAGAGAAAGAGUCUUUAAGAACACAGAUCUCAGGCGACACAGCACAGUAUCUGAGGGACUGGCUAGAGACAGGCACAGUAAAUCUUCGUUCUUCUGUAAUCAAUGAAACCUAUCAAGAGCGUCUGGCACGUUUAGAAGCAGAUAAGGGGUCACUGGUGCUGCAGGUGAGUGUGCUCACAGACCAGGUGGAAGCACAGGGAGAGAAGAUCCGGGACCUGGAGUGCUCUCUGGAUGAACACAAUCACAAACAGCAAACCACAGAAGAAAUGCUACAACAGGAGCUGCUGAGCAGAACUUACCUCGAAACCCAGAAACUGGAUCUGAUUGAUGAAGUCUCACACCUAAAACUGAAACUAGCUGGAAUGGAAAAGGAGCAAAAUGAUUGCGACGAGAAACAGCACAAAGCUGAGUCUGUGGUAAAUCUGAUUAGUGAACUGCAGGAACAGAUGUGUAGAUUUCAGCAAGAGAUCAGUACCAGAAUCCAGGAGAAAAGGGAGCAGGAGAGCAAUCCAGCUGACACUAAAGCGAAGGACCCCCCGCAAAGCAGGACAGGCACAAGUUUAGCCAGCCCCAGCAGAGAUGAGGAGAGCUGUUGCUGUAGGGGAGAGAAUGGAUUAGCACAAGAACUGAAGCUCCUAAAAAACAAAGUGGAUGAACUGGAGGGGGAAAAAUCGCAGUAUGAAAGAAAACUCAAAGCAACUAAGGCGGAAAUAGCUGAUCUUCAGAAGCUGCUGGCAACAAAAGAUGCAGAAAUUGAAUGUCUACAGACCCAGCUAUCAUGUAGAACUCCUGUACCGAGCGACAGCACAGAGAGAGAUCAAGAAUUGCAAAGGCUGAAAAUGGGAAUGGAAUCCUUGUUGGCAGCAAAUGAAGAAAAGGACCGUCGAAUAGAUGAGCUAACGAUUCUAUUAAGCCAGUACAGGAAGAUGAAAGAUGCUAUGGCUGUGGCACAAGGCUCCUGUGAAAGAAUAUUGUCAGUAAGCAGUGAGGAAGAAUUCAGUGGUAGUAUGAACACGAGAAACCCUGUGCAUAAAACCAACACAGAAAACAUUAGCUCUGAGAAGUCCUCCAGGUGUUCAUCGUUCGCCUUAGUUUCCCCUUCAUCUAUACAAACCGAAUUAGAAACUAGCUGCAGAACUACACACACUUCUCCAGAACCAUUAGUUUCUCCACACAGCUUGGAAGACAGCUUUAAAGAUCGACAAUGGGCACAGCAAAGGAUGUUAUCCAGUAGUUUGGAAGAAUUACAGAGUGGAUCAUUACAAAAGCAUGUAGUUCCGGAACCAGUAGAACCUGUUGUGUUGCCAGAGAAACAACCACAUGUAGAAAAUAACAAGUAUCAGACAUUACCUGGAAAAUUUUCUCGGGCAAAUCACAAUGGAGACAAUGAAAAAUACAAGCCCUCAAGUGUCCAAAGAGAUAAGGAUGAGGAUGAAGACAGUGAAUUCAACCUAAGAAAGACACCGAAAAUCGAUGACCCCACCCUAAGUUCAUCUGACCUUUCACCUCAGUCCUCUGGAGUAGACUCAGGCCAGCAGUCUCCAGUGUCCCCAGAAAACAGAAAGAAUCCCAAAGGAAUCAAGAAAUUCUGGGGAAAAAUACGAAGAACCCAGUCAGGUAGCUUUCAGGCUGGUGACUUGGGCACCUCUCAAUUCCAAAGAGGGGGGCUGCGGGCAACAGCGGGGCCUCGUCUGGCACGGACUAAAGAAACAGGAAACACAAAAAGUGACCUUGCAGCUCCAUUUUCUCAGUGGAGGACAGAGCAGGUUUGCAGUUGGCUGGAGGAUUUUGGUCUGAGUCAGUAUGUGAACCUGGCAAGGCAGUGGGUAAACACUGGACACACACUCCUAACAGCAUCCCCUCAGGACCUGGAAAAGGAAAUGGGAAUUAAGCAACCACUGCACAGGAAGAAGUUACAGUUGGCACUCAAAGCAUUCAGUAUGAAACUGGUGGAGAAAUCUGCAGACCUGGACCAUAUCUGGGUGACACGUUGGCUAGAUGACAUAGGGUUACCUCAAUACAAAGACCAGUUCAAUGAUGGAAGAGUUGAUGGAAGGAUGCUACAAUACCUAACAGUGAACGAUCUCCUGUUUCUUAAAGUCACCAGCCAGCUCCAUCACCUCAGUAUUAAAUGUGCCAUUCAUGUACUACAUGUCAACAAGUUCAACCCAAACUGCCUGAGACGCAGGCCAGGAGACGAGCACAACAGCUCGCCCUCUGAAGUAGUGCAGUGGUCAAACCAUCGGGUGAUGGAGUGGCUUCGAUCAGUGGACCUGGCAGAGUAUGCCCCAAACCUGAGAGGCAGUGGAGUUCAUGGCGGGCUAAUUAUUCUGGAACCUCGUUUUAAUUCUGACACCUUGGCAAUGCUCCUUAACAUUCCUCCCCAAAAGACACUUCUAAGGAGGCACCUAACAACAAACUUCAACAUGCUGAUUGGUUCAGAGGCCCAGCAAGAAAAGAGGGAGUUCAUGGAGUCAUCUAGCUAUGCACCCCUGACCACCACAGCAAAAGUCAGGCCAAAGAAGCUUGGAUUUUCAAACUUGGGGCAUCUAAGAAAAAAGAAGUUUGACGAUUCCACAGAUUAUAUUUGCCCGAUGGACACGACUCAGCCUGCAACGAAUGGAGCAAAAAAGGGCUAUGGGGGACACAGGGGAGUUAGUCCAGUCUUUGACCAAGACUUGCAAAGACUGGAGCAGAUGGUGAAUACUGAAGGAACAGUCAUGCAAAUAGGGGUCCUGUCAGAAGGCAUUAACCACCUUACCUACAUGCUAAGCCAUGAUGAGUUUCUGAAGGACUUCAGGCGGAGCAAAGAGCAAUCCUCCAAGAACUGCAGUGUUAAAACUCAGCUUGACCAAGGAAACAACAUCCAUACCUCCGCUUUACUCAGUUGCCAUUGUUUGCUGACUUAGCUUCCAAAUGCAGUAACAUGUAUUGCCAUAACUGUAUUUAUGUUAUUGUAUUGCCAUGCUGAAAAUAUGCUUCCCUUCCUACAAAUCCUAUUGUUCCAGAGUGACUUUUUUUUUUUACUUUUGUUAUUUUUAAUAAUUGUUAUUUUUUUAUUAUGCAAGGUCAAAUAUGUUGUUUUUUUGCCUCUAAUUACUAAGACUAAACAUAAUUAUAAUACAGUACUUAUUUUUAAUGCUUAUAUAAUCUGUAAUAUAUUGAAACCUAGAAAACCUGACUAUAGGGUGAGAUCAUCUUUUGUUAUUUAGACCCUGCAUCCAUUUUUGUUUAAAUAUCUCCUUGUUUUGGGUCACCUGAAACCGGUUUCCACCCAUUUGGUAACGUACGAUGAAAAUAGACUUAACAUGUAUUUGCAAAGGGAACUGCACUCAUGAGAAAAGAACUACGGUUUCUACAGUAAAGAACCAAGUCUUAAGGUGCUCGGAUCUCAGUCGCAAAGUAAAAUGCAUCAUUUGAAUGGCAAAGCGAUGUGAGAACAGCUGUGUCUGUGACGGAUACACACACCUACGUAUGGAAAACAGACUUGUCAGGUACUGUAGCAUCAUCCUUCAAACCAGAACACAUCUUUUGCUAGGUUUUCGAAUGGGACACGGAGGACAACACUCUGCUGUUCAACCAGGCAAACCUGAAAGAAGCAACACUGUGGGUAUGCCGCUAUUACCAAGCCUUCUGUCAAUGUAUACAUUUCUCACGGCUAUAAUGUAACUCUAAAUAGAACGAUAACAUGGUUUAUUCCAUUUAUUUUUAAACUUCUCCACCCAGUGUAAGGUGUAUACACGCUCUACUAAUAAUGCACCAUACUUGCAGGUGUAAACACGGGUAACAUAAUACAGCUGUGUUUCUGAUGUAGACAAGUAUUGCUUCACACCACGUAUCCCAUUGCUCAAAUAAAAAAAUGUUGUAUGUUUAAAAUGUUAUUAUAUAUACACAUCAUGCAUGGUGUAAGAGUGUCUUACCUUGAACACCUUUUGUCACACUUUUGUACUAUAAGAGACCACUGCAAAUGUAUGGAAAAGGUUUUGGGCAGGACACACGUCAGCAGUGCAUCUUAUGGUUUUCAGAUGCAGAUUUCACGAAACACAAACACAACGUUAACAUUUGACCAUUGCUUCUUUUUCAUUUCAGUAUAUA